GAAAUGUGCAGCUGUGGCUGAGAGCGUCUUGACGCCGGGCUAAUGAGACGCGCUGGCGUGGGCCUGAUCAUCGGUGGCCAGUCACUUGAGAGACUUCCACAGGCGCCCGGGGGAUUUUUUUUUUUUGCGCUCGGCCCUUCACUGUGCUGCGUUUUCCGACAGCUAAUAGAUUUCUCUGCAUCUAACCCAGCUCUGCACACUGGCUUCUAUUCAUUACUCCCAAAUGAGCCACAACAACAGCCGGGGAGCAAGGCGGCAGAAGUAAUGGGGCCAGGCUGCACGGACCGACGUGGAGUUUACAGCUCGGAUGCAUCCGCUCUGCCACAGGGGUGUCCGUCCGCAUUACGUCCACUCAUGCUAACAGCAGUGUGGUGUCCAUUCAUUACCGCAUGCGAGUUUCAGCCUGGAGAGAAGAAGCCGUUAAUAAUACAUGCGAUGUGGCCCAACACGCGGCUCCACACGUCAGCGACACUGGCCUUUGUCUGUGGCCACGACCCACACCCACUCGUUUGCACAGUCGCCAGUCUGUCGUCUACUUCUGGUCUGUUUGCAGUCGCUCUCAGAUUUUUUUUUUUGCCGGUUCGAGGUUGUGCAACAGGAACUUGUUUGCCUCCCUCUGUCUUUCUCUCCGUCGACGUAGUGAAUGAGCCGCGUGCCUGGGUCAUGUGAUGGCCGGGCGACGCUGGGUCACCCUGGAGCGUUCCAUUUGGAACUGGUCACUGUGUCGGGGGUUACGGGAGGCUAGAGGCCUCUACGGGAAAACGCAGGAGCCGAGUACACGCUUGGGCUCCUUCCCGUCAGUUCUGUGGGCUCACACAGCUGGAAGACACGUGACGCCGACUCGGAGCCGCCGAUCGGUGUGUCACAGUUGGCUUCGCGGAGGAGCCGCGCUGCCGAGCCUGCAGGAAUGCCCCUGGGGCGAAGCGCCUCAGCGAGCAAUGAAGCGCUGUUGCGAAAUAGUGAUCAGGAAACAUGGCGCUCACUGUACGCGGUUAACCAGAUGUGUUGGAAUGCGGUCGGUACGAGCAGCUCCUCUGAUGCGACAAAUCCGGACAGUCACGGCAUUACGUUUAACAAGAACUCUUAUACUGCAUUAAUUGCCUCAAUUUGUGGAGCCUGGUGUGCGACUUGGAGUGGAAAGUCCACAUCGCAAAGUUCUCCCUGUUGGUGGGCUCCAUCUUCGGGUACCUAGUGUUUGGAAUCCUCGCCGACUGGUUCGGCCGCCACCCGGUGCUGAUCAUAUCGGUGCUGUUCAUGUUGGUGUUCGGCCUGACGGUGGCCUUCUCCGUCAACGUCCCCAUGUUCAGCACCCUGCGCUUCUUUGAAGGCUUCUGCCUGGCGGGGAUCGUCCUCUCUCUCUACGUCCUCCGGAUCGAGCUGUGCCUGCCCGGGUGGCGCUUCUCCGUGACCAUGGUGGCCAGCUUUGUGAUGCUGGGUGGCCAGCUGCUGAUGCCCGGGGUGGCCUACCUCUGUCGAGACUGGCAGGUCCUGCAAGCUGUCAUCAUCUGCCCCCUGCUGCUGAUGCUGUCCUACAUCUGGCUGUUCCCUGAGUCACUGCGUUGGCUGCUGGCCACUCAGCAGUACUGCCGCUCCAAAUGGAUCGUGGGGCACAUCGUGAAGAAAAACCAGAUGAGGAACAUGGAGCUGGACACAGAGCUGCAGCGAGCGCUGCAGAAGAGGCCCAAAAAGACGUGCAUCGUGAAAAUGGUCGGGACGCGGAACCUGUGGAAGAACAUCGUGGUGCUCUGCGUCAACUCGCUGACGGGCUACGGGAUCCACCACUGCUUCGCCCGCAGCCUGAGGGACCCCGAGGCGGAGGACACCACCAUGUUCCGCAGCUUCUAUGCAGACUACUACACCAUGGCGGCCAUCGCCGUGGCCUCCUGCCUGGCGCUGUGCCCGGCCGUGGGCCUGAUGGGCCGGCGCGGCGGCCUCCUGCUGUUCAUGAUCAUCACCGCGCUGGCGUCGCUGCUGCAGCUGGGGCUGCUCAACCUGCUGGGGAAGUACAGCGGCCACCUGAACAUAGACAGCUCGGGCACGCUGAACACCAACUUCUCCAUCGCCUUCUCCAUCAUCGGCAUGUUUUCCUCGCAUGCAGUCAGCAACCUGAGCAUCUUCUUCUGUGCUGAGAUCACGCCCACUGUGAUCAGGGGCGGCGGCCUGGGCCUGGUCCUCGCCAGCGCCGGCUUCGGCAUGCUGACGGCGCCCAUCAUGGAGCUCCACAACCAGAAGGGCUACUUCCUCCACCACAUCAUCUUCGCCUGCUGCACGCUGAUCUGCAUCAUCUGCAUCCUCCUGCUGCCCGAGAUGCGCGACCAGCCGCUCCCGGAGACGCUGGCCGACGUGGAGGUCUACAGCCGCCCGCCGCUCCUGUCGCAGCGGCGCGCCGAGCAGGGCUUCCUGCUGACGCGCUCCGAGAGCAGCCGGGUGUACACGCGCGUGCAGGGCACGCCGCUGCACGAGGCCGCCGCCACCGCCGUGUCCACCAUGGACUCCACCGCCUCCUCGGCCGUGGAUCUGACGGCGCCCUCCGUCGGCGACGCGUCCGCCCCCGCCUUAACGGAGGCGCGUUCGGCCGAACCCGAGGCCAAAGGCCCCAACGGUCACUCAGCGUCCGCCCCGUCCACCGUCCCCAUCACUACUCUGGGCAAAGACGGCGUAAUCCACCUGAGCACGGAGAACCUGCUGUCGUCCACUCCUUUACACGCCGCCUCCUGCAACACGGACCCACUUUUAACCAGUGCAGAGGUACUUCCAGCAUCCGCUUUGGAUCACGUUGAGCCCCAGAUGGACUCUGUUCCUCCCGAAACCACUGACACCGGCGCCUCUCCCGCGGCAGAGUCCGCCGUCGCCCCCGUCUCCUCGGCGGACUCCCCCGCUCCCCCUGUCCCCCCGGUGCCCGCCUCCCUGUUGAUCUGCACCACGCCUGUCAUCGAACCCCAGCCCAGCACCGUCUUAGAAUCCCCAAACCCCGCCAGCAAUGACACUGACGCUAUGGCCCCGAAGCGUGAGCCGCCCCCUGCGGAGCAGCCUCGCGCCGCAAUAGCGCACGACAGCCCCCCAUCCUCCCCCGCCUCCCCCUCCGCGGCCACCGUUUCCCCCUCCGCUGACUCGGGCCUCGUGCCUUCGGAGGACUCCCCCGGUCCUCCCGCCAUAGCUGACGCCGACGCCGCCCCGGGGGGUUCUACCGCCCCCCCCGCCAUAGACACUGCCCACGGUUCUGACCCAGAACCGGCCCCUCUGACUGUCGCAGACAUUGCACCGCACCGAGCUGCUUUCCUAGUCCUGGAGGCCGUACCGCCGUUCAAGACGGAUUCACCCACGCCCCCCUCCAUCGUGGACUGCACCAUCUCCUCCCCCAUAGACUCUGGUGUCCUGUACGCGAGGGACGGCACCGGCACAGCAAGCAGCACUGUUAAUGGCGUGGCGUCCUCAUGAGUCAGUGUUGCAUCCAGAGAAGAAGCUUUAUGGUUGCACCGGGAGGCGGCCCAUGCCACACGACCACCUAAGAGGACGGGGGAACACAACUGUCUCGCUCAGGCUUCAGGCACUUAAUGAGGCGAGUAGACACGUCAUACAGAGCUGCUGUAUGUUCCCCGGUGAAACCCCAACCCGCCCCCCCCACCCUUCCUCUCUGUCUGCAUUUAGCUAAUAAAAGAGGCCACGCAAGUGGCAACGCGAGACCGAGGCUGGUUCGUGACAAUGUGGCAGCAUCGUCCGCUUCUUCUUCUGAAUGUCACUUGGAAAUCACCAGCCUAUAAACUACUUAGAUCUAAAACGAAUGGGGGAAAUCAAGAGACUUAAAGCCACGCCCACAAUCACUAAGAUGUGCCCCGAAGGUGAGGGAUGAAAUGAUGCUUAAAACUAAUUUAAAAAGAAAAUCAGCUGUUUGUCUAACACCUUUGUAUGAAAUCUUGCCUUACCCGUGUGGAGAGGGAAUGAAUGUUACGAAGUACUGUCUGUCGCUGUAAAGGUAAACAAUCCAAAUUGGAAACUUUUUUUUUUUUUAAAUGCAAUGCCAAAAAAAGUCUCUGACCAAAAUAAUUUGUAGACCUAGUGCCAAAAUCUAGACCUGAGACAGUAUUUGCCUGUUUGGGAGCAUGUGUCCCCUGCCAUAGACCAACUGUGGAACCAGACGAACCCAGCUUCAAAGUUCAGAGAUUCAAAUGACAACCAACAAAACGCCGAGGAGCAAUAUCACCAUUUGGCAAAUUAGCAAAUAAGACUGCGCUAAACGUCUUGUCAGCGCUUGGUUCAUGACUUAAAGGAUUAAAAAGAGGACCCAUAGUGUGUCUGCCUGAAAACACUUUUAUAUUUGGUUUCAUUCAAAUUUAAUGAAUGCAAAUGCUUUUAAUUUGUACAUGUGACAUUGUAAGAAAUCACAGAAUAAUUUGUUGAGCUUCAUUCAGUCAUUUUCAUUAUUUUAGUAUUAUUUGACUCUUCUCCCAUGUUGUGCCCUUAGUGUAUGAAGCUUUACUUCAUUCCCACAGGAUUUGUGGCACAUUUAUGUGGUGGCACUUUCUUUUUUUUUUGGCAGUGGGGUCAAAUCAUGAGAAAACAAAGUGUUUUAAAGUUAAAAGUGUCAGCGAAAUGAAUAAGCAAACGUUGAAAAGACAUUGGAAAUCUAACCCGUGGGUGAGAAAGUGUGAGGCGGUUGUCACAGCGACGCAAACCUUCAGUGUGUCAGUCUGAGUCCAUGACCACAUAGAUGAGCUGAUUUGCUUUCUUCAGUCGACAGACUUUCGUUUGAGGAGGCACCUUUUCUUCCAAAGCCUACGUCUCUCAGUGGACGGCGUUAUACUUGACAGUUCUGUGUGAAACCGGGCAGUUAUUGUUACAAACUUCAUUCGUUGGUGGCUGUAGUAUUUGUCUGUGUGAGGGAUAGACCACUGUUUACAGCAAUCCUCAUUAUAAUAAUAAUAAUAAUAAUUAAUAACACAGUACUGUAAAAACCUUGGAGCCAAUUUAAUGAUGUUUCAUCUUUUCGAAUGUGAUCACACGACAGGUCAUUUAUCCAGGGAGCAUCGGUCAUCCAUUAGGGUGUCACCAAGCAGGCGAACCGCCACAAUUCUCGCUUUCUAAUUCAAAUCGCGCCGUGACAACAUCAGCGGAUCGUCUGACGAUGGGAUAAUUCAUACGCGCCGUGGCUGUUCUUGAAUCGAGCGAUGAAAGCUUUUUGGAGGGUUCUCGACGCCAACGGGCUUCCGUUUAGUGAGGAGGUGGGGUAUGAAUAUUUGAUGUCAGACACGCGUGGGUCACGCUGCUCGCUUCAAAGCACAAUGUCCUGACAUCAUGUAAUGUGAGAUUUAGUGGGAAUUGACAUUUCAAUAAAGGGAAACUGAGCAGGGUUUUAUUAUAGAAACAUGUAGUAGGACAUUAAACGUGCAGCAGAGCCACAUGUAAUAACAUGGAACAGGCUGUUUACACUGUACUCAAUGUGGUCGACUGCCGUGGUCAGUAGCUUCACGUUACAGUGAUUCAUCAUCGUCUGUGAGCGUUGCCAUUCGUCCCUGUGUGCGUAUUAAGACUUCAUCCAUGCGUUGCCAGUGUAAAGACAGCGUCGCAGCACAACACAACCAGUCGCCUCUGAAAUCUGUUGCUUCCAGUUGAAAAAUGUUUUCAAUGCAGCUGUUUCACUGCACUGAUGGAAACCCACAUGUUAUUCCUAGUAUUGGGUUCAGCUUUGGAAUAAAGUGAGAUCAAAAUCUGUGAGAGCAACGUUGGCACAAAAACGAAGGUAUGCCUUUGUAAAUAGCAAAAUGUGUGGAAAUACCCAGCUCUGAUUACAUGAAGGAUCCUAGAUAAUAUUAUGGACUGGUGAAUAGUUUUGUUGGUUAAGUCCCCUGUGUACAUUUUAGGUUUUGCUUCUCUCAAAAGUGCAACUCAAAUCUUGUGACAAAAGACUUGAAUGAAUGUAAAAACCAUGGAUUGUACCAUUUAAUAAUUUCCAGUUGUUUGGUUUAAUCUUGUCUUGUUUUAACAGACAUAAUGCACUUGUAUAUAAGCCAUACCUGUUGGUAAAUAAACCACUAUUUAUUGAUCA
This is a messenger RNA of Betta splendens (Siamese fighting fish), 6043 nucleotides long. RefSeq names its product solute carrier family 22 member 23-like. NCBI's taxonomy places the organism in Eukaryota, Metazoa, Chordata, Actinopteri, Anabantiformes, Osphronemidae. The record is from RefSeq and is a predicted model, not a curated record. Gene Ontology annotation, biological process: transmembrane transport. The transcript is spliced from 10 exons. Gene Ontology annotation, molecular function: transmembrane transporter activity. Gene Ontology annotation, cellular component: membrane. The coding region runs from base 1255 to 3438 and encodes 727 amino acids.